This is a messenger RNA of Peniophora sp. CBMAI 1063, 1110 nucleotides long. The record is from the annotation of a GenBank genome assembly. NCBI's taxonomy places the organism in Eukaryota, Fungi, Basidiomycota, Agaricomycetes, Russulales, Peniophoraceae.
AUGUCCGCGCAGAACUCCAACCCCGCUAAAGCCGCUCUCCUCAACACGAUCAGCAGCCUCAUCGACUGUCUAGUCAACAUCAAGGAUGAGAACAGCGAGUUCCUGUUGACUCUGGAAGACGGCCGGGUCAUCGAUACCAAGGGAUGGAAUGACUGGGAGUGGACGCAUGGUGUCGGGCUGUAUGGCCUAUUGCAGUUGCACAAGAUCACAGGAGACAAGCAAGCUAUGGACAUUGCAGUCCAGUGGUUCACAGAUCGGUUUGCGGCGGGUACGACGAAGAACAUCAACACAAUGUCGCCAUUGUUGACGGCGGCCUACGCGCACGAACUCGGGCGGGCGGACUACGGCGUUCACCUAGACGCAUGGGCUGAAUGGGCAAUGUACGAGCUGCCGCGGACGGAGGAGGGUGGCUUCCAGCACAUCACAUACGUCGACGAGAACUACCAGCAGCUAUGGGACGAUACGCUCAUGAUGACCGUGCUUCCGCUCGCCAAGAUCGGACUCGUACUGGACAGGAAGGAGUAUGUUGAGGAGGCUAAGCGGCAGUUCAUGGUUCAUAUCAAGUACCUCGCGGACGUUCAGACCGGUUUGUGGUUCCAUGGUUGGACGUUCGAUGGCCGACACCACUUCGCCGACGCACGCUGGGCGCGCGGCAAUUCCUGGGUCACCGUGUCUAUCCCGGAUUUCAUCGAGCUUCUGCGUCUCCCUCCCGACGACGGCCUCCGACUCUUCCUCGUGGCAACUCUACGCGCUCAGAUUGACGCGCUUGUUCGCACGCAGGAUGCGGAAACUGGUCUUUGGCACACUAUCCUCGAUGACGCAACGUCGUAUCUUGAGGCGAGCGCGACGGCCGGUUUUGCGUAUGGCAUCUUAAAGGCGUUGCGCCUUCGUCUAAUCCCGAAGGAGGAGUGUUACGUGACGUGCGCGAAGAAGGCGAUCGAGGGCAUCUUAAGGAAUGUAACGGAGAAAGGAGAGCUGCAGCAGGUCAGCUUCGGGACGCCCGUAUUCAAUGAUCUACAGGGCUACAAGGACAUCCCUUUGACGUCAAUGCCUUACGGGCAGAGCCUAGCAUUGCUCGCCCUGACAGAACACCUGCGCACACUCAUGUAG